Molecule: messenger RNA, 786 nt
Organism: Anisakis simplex (herring worm)
Lineage: Eukaryota; Metazoa; Nematoda; Chromadorea; Rhabditida; Anisakidae
Source: the annotation of a GenBank genome assembly
AUGGGUGAUACUCGAACAGAUGCAGCAACACCAGCCGAAGUAUUACCACGUCCUUUAUUCUCAAGGCAAAGUCUAAGAAGGGCGUCUGUAUUCUCAGAUUUAAUGACAAUAUUUCGACGAAGCACAUCCGGUAGUUCCGUUCGUCGCAAAAAGGCCAAUCAUGCAAGAACACCCCCAAUUGAAGAUUUAAAAAAUGAAUCGAAUCAAGAAACCGAGGCGUUUUUGGAUGCAGACGCUUCAGCAGCAGCAGCAACAACAGGGGCGAAUGAAGAGGAGGAAGAAGGAAAGCCUAUGACAAGACAAGUUUUAUUGGAUAAGAUACGUCAGAAGAAGGAAGUGAUCGGAAAAUUAAGAUGUCAAGCUUGGUCGAUGAAUCGCAAACGGCGAACAUUGAAAUUGGCACAGAAAUAUUUGGAGCAACACGAGUCGAAAGUUUCAAAAACGCAUUUAUAUAAAGAGGAAUUCAAAAAACGAUGGCACGCAACCUGUCGAUGGGCUGAUAACAUUCGUAUUUACUUGAUUCCAUGGGAGGCGAAAAUCAAGCGCAUUGAAACAAUGAUGAUGUGUCACAAAUUGUCAAAGAACAUUAAAGGUCAUUUUGGUUCUGUGGUCUCUUCAUAUUUCACGUUCCUUCGGUGGGUCGUUUAUGUAAAUUUGAUAAUAACACUGAUUAUUAUAUCAUUCAUCGUCAUUCCUGAGGUAAUAAAUCCUUUUAAUUUCAUUUUUCUCUCUUCAUCUCAGUAUCAAAGCGAUCACACUUCUCUAAUGGUCAUUGUCGUAAGCUAA